GGAGGGAGGAGGCCGGGCCGGGCCGGGGGCUGCCCGCCUCGCCUGGCGCUGUGGAAACUCAAGGAGGGAGGCGGAGGAGGGGCCCGGCGCCGGGGAAGGGCCUCCGCCGCGCUCUCGCCCGCGGAGAGGAGCCGGGUGCCUUCGCAGCUGGAGCCGCCGAGGAGGGGCCUCGCCGCCCGCCGCCCCGCGCUCCACCUUUGUCGGGGUGGCCGGGGGUGGCGUCGCUUCUGUGGUGGUGGUAGCAGCGGGGGGGGAGAGCCGGGAGUGCGCGGUGGAGCCCGCCCGGCGGGGGAGACAGAUGGGUCCGAGAUGCGGCCGCAGCCCUCGCCCUGAGAGCGGAGCCGGUCGCGCCUGGCCGCGGAGGGACUGAGGGGAUCGCCCCCGCCUUCCCGGCAGCGUGAGGCAGCGAGAAGACGAGAGACCUUUAACGGGAUGGGACGCGGCUCCGCCGUGAGCCCGUAGAGCUCGUUAUCCGCGCCCCGGCCGGCCCGCGGGGGGCUGCCCCGACUGACAGUGCUGCCGGCGCCUGGAUAUGUUUCCUUCUCCACCGGGCCGUAUCUUCGGUGUGUCGGAGCCGCGCAGGAAAUAAUCGUGGUUCCCAGCUCCCCCGGCAGCCUGCCGCCCAUCCCCGGCGGGGGGAGAUGCCCCGGGGCGGGGAGGCAGGAGCGGUGCCGGCGCCCCAGACAUGAAGGCGGGCGGGUGUAAUGGAGUAAGAGGGAAGACGGCUCCUCUCAUCUGCCAUUUGCCCUUCCAGGCGGGAUUGUAAGCCGAGAGAGCUGCGGAAGGCUGUGCGAAAGGAGGAGGAAAUUCCUCUCGUCGGGGUCUCCCCCCCACCUUUUUUUUUUUUUUUUUGUUCUUUUUUUUUUUUUUGUUCUUUUUUUUCUUGUCGUGCCUCGGUCCUCGGCUCCCCCAGGUAUGACUGCCUCACUGCAGCACCUUGUGCUGGUGCUCCUGCUCUCCAGUGCCACCCUGCUGCUCGGCACUGCGGCUGCUGCGCAGAGUGAGGAGCGGCUAUGUGCAUUUAAGGACCCAUAUCAGCAGGACCAUGGAAUCAGUGAGAGCCGAAUCUCCCAGGAGAAUGGCACCAUUUUGUGCAUGAAAGGUAGUACCUGCUAUGGACUUUGGGAAAAAACACGAGAAGGAGACAUACAUCUUGUAAAACAAGGUUGCUGGUCUCAUAUAGGAGACCCCCAAGAGUGUCAUUUUGAGGAGUGUAUAGUUACAACCACCCCUUCCUUGAUUCAGAAUGGAACAUAUCGCUUCUGCUGCUGUAGUACGGACUUGUGUAAUGUCAACUUCACAGAAAAUUUUCCACCUCCUGAUCCUACUGAUACAACGCCUUACAAUUCUUCUCAUUCUUUUCAUCGAGAUGAGACUAUAGUUAUUGCCCUUGCAUCUGUGUCUGUUCUGGCUGUUCUGAUUGCUGCUUUCUUUUUUGGAUACAGGAUGCUUGCAGGAGACCGUAAACAAGGUCUGCACAGUAUGAACAUGAUGGAGGCAGCAGCAUCAGAGCCCUCAUUGGAUCUGGAUAAUCUAAAGUUGUUGGAGUUGAUUGGCCGGGGACGAUAUGGAGCAGUGUAUAAAGGCUCCCUAGAUGAACGUCCAGUUGCUGUGAAAGUAUUCUCUUUUGCUAAUCGUCAGAACUUUGUCAAUGAGAGGAAUAUUUACAGGAUUCCACUGAUGGAACAUGACAACAUUGCCCGCUUCAUUGUGGGGGAUGAGAGAUUCACUGCGGACGGCCGUAUGGAAUAUUUAUUGGUGAUGGAAUAUUACCCCAAUGGUUCUUUGUGCAAAUAUUUGAGUCUCCACACAAGUGACUGGGUGAGCUCCUGUCGUUUGGCACACUCUAUAACUAGGGGCUUGGCGUACCUGCACACGGAGCUACCUCGAGGAGACCAUUACAAACCUGCGAUAUCCCAUCGUGACUUGAACAGCCGCAAUGUACUGGUAAAGAAUGAUGGAACAUGUGUAAUUAGCGAUUUUGGACUCUCCAUGAAGCUAACUGGAAACAGACUGGUACGCCCAGGUGAGGAAGAUAAUGCAGCCAUUAGUGAGGUCGGUACAAUCCGCUAUAUGGCCCCAGAAGUGCUUGAAGGAGCAGUGAACUUGAGGGACUGUGAAUCUGCUUUGAAACAAGUAGAUAUGUAUGCGCUAGGCCUUAUCUACUGGGAGAUAUUUAUGAGAUGUACAGACCUCUUCCCAGGGGAAUCAGUGCCAGAGUACCAGAUGGCUUUCCAGACAGAAGUCGGAAACCAUCCCACUUUUGAAGAUAUGCAAGUCUUGGUGUCUAGAGAGAAGCAAAGACCAAAAUUCCCAGAAGCGUGGAAGGAGAACAGCCUGGCUGUGAGGUCGCUAAAAGAAACAAUCGAAGACUGUUGGGAUCAAGAUGCUGAAGCUCGACUAACAGCGCAGUGUGCGGAGGAGAGGAUGGCAGAACUCAUGAUGAUUUGGGAGAGAAAUAAAUCAGUUAGUCCAACAGUCAACCCUAUGUCAACUGCCAUGCAAAAUGAGCGGAAUCUGUCACAUCAUAGGCGUGUGUCAAAGAUAAGGCCAUAUCCAGAUUACUCUUCCUCUUCCUACAUUGAAGAUUCAAUCCACCACACUGACAGCAUAGUGAAGAACAUUUCUUCUGAACAUUCAAUGUCCACUACCCCAUUGACUUCAGGGGAAAAGAAUAGAAACUCCAUUAACUAUGAGCGGCAACAAGCACAAGCUCGCAUCCCUAGUCCUGAGACGAGUGUCACCAGUUUGUCCACCAAUACUACCACCACCAAUACGACUGGCCUCACUCCUAGCACUGGCAUGACCACCAUAUCCGAAAUGCCUUAUUCGGAUGAAACAAACUUACAUACUACAAAUGUCAUGCAGCCAGGUGGGCCCACCCCUGUUUGUCUGCAGCUAACAGAGGAGGACUUAGAGACAAAUAAAUUGGAUCCAAAAGAAGUGGAUAAGAACCUGAAAGAAAGCUCUGAUGAGAAUCUGAUGGAACAUUCACUUAAGCAGUUUAGUGGGCCAGAUCCACUCAGCAGCACUAGUUCCAGCUUGCUUUAUCCACUGAUAAAACUUGCAGUAGAGGUGACAGGACAACAGGACUUCACGCAAGCUGGCAAUGGUCAAGCAUGUUUGAUUCCAGAUGUCCCAUCUGCUCAGGUCUAUCCUCUACCCAAGCAACAGAACCUUCCGAAGAGGCCUACUAGCCUCCCCCUAAACACCAAAAAUUCAACAAAGGAGCCACGGUUAAAAUUUGGUGGCAAGCACAAAUCAAACUUGAAGCAAGUGGAAACAGGCGUUGCCAAGAUGAACACUAUCAAUGCUGCAGAACCUCAUGUUGUGACAGUUACCAUGAACGGAGUGGCUGGGAGAAGCCACAGCAUAAACUCUCAUGCUGGCACAACCCAGUAUGCCAAUGGGACGGUGCCAUCUGGCCAGACAGCCAGUUCGGUAGCGCAGAGGGCCCAGGAAAUGCUUCAGAACCAGUUCAGUGGAGAGGAUAGUCGGCUGAAUAUUAAUUCAAGCCCUGACGAGCAUGAACCCUUGUUGAGGCGGGAGCAGCAGGUUGGCCAUGAUGAAGGCGUUCUGGACCGCCUAGUAGACAGGAGAGAGCGACCACUGGAUAAUGGCCGAACAAAUGCCAAUAACAACAACAGUAAUCCAUGUCCAGUGCAAGACACAGCUACAGUCAGUAUGCAGAAUGUAGCGAGAAAUCCUGGGCAGACCCAGACUAGAAGAGCACAGAGACCUAAUUCGCUGGAUCUAUCAGCCACAAAUAGUUUGGAUAGCAGUAGUAUGCAGUGUGACUCUUCACAGGAUGGCAAAUCGGGCUCAGGAGAAAAGAUCAAGAAACGUGUGAAAACUCCGUACUCGCUGAAGCGGUGGCGUCCUUCAACGUGGGUCAUCUCCACCGAGCCGCUGCACUGCGAGGUCAACAAUAACGGCAGUGACCGGGCAGUUCACUCCAAAUCCAGCACUGCUGUUUACCUUGCGGAAGGAGGCACUGCCACCACAAUGGUAUCUAAGGACGCAGGAGUGAACUGCCUGUGAAAUUCUUCAAAAGCCGACAAAUGACCUUUUUUUUGCAUUAUUUGAAAUAAACAUGCAGAAGACAUUUUAAAAAAACUGCUUUUUCCUCCUGUCAGCAACCCCUACCAAGGACUCGCUUUAAAUAGAUUUCAGCUAUGCAGAAAAUUUUUAGCUUAUGCUUCCAUAUUUUUUUAUUUUGUUUUAUUUUUUGAACGUUUUUGCACUUUUAUUUAGUAUCGCUAAAGUUAAGUCUGUCUGUUUUGACCACGGAAUAUAUAUAUGUGUAUCAAAAAUGUGGUCUUAAAAUAUUUUUUUAAAAAAAGUAACAAAAAAAAGUAUUGCUGAUAAUCAGUUCGGACCAGUUUCUUAAGGUCUCUAAGAUCAUGAGCAGACUAUAAGACAGGUUUGACUGCAGUGGUGUCUUGUAACCAUGUUUUGAUUUCUGUGCACAAGCUAGUCUGUAUAUUUCUAUGUUACAAAGUGUAUCCUCUUUUGAACCCCCCUAUUUUUCUCGUGUCAUGUUGAAAUGUGCAAUAGUCUAUAGUUCACAGUAUGCUUUAUUGAAAAGUGUGUUUCUAAAACUGCCACAUGUUCCCCUUUUUGUAUUUGUUAAUUUUUCCCUGACAGUUGAGCAGUCAGCCGGUCAUGACAGUGAACUUUGCACACCGUAGCCAGCUUGAAGCAGCUGCCUAUAUCACUUUGUGCUCUGAGGUGACAAUGCACGAAAGGGCUUUCAAAAAGAAACAAGAAAAAAAAAGUAUCUGAGCUCAGUACGUUUCCUUUGAUCCUUCCAAAUCAAAAUGUGUUUCCUUCAUAGUAGUAGAUGCCAGCCUGUGAAGUUCUGAAUAACAAAACGUUGAACAAAUGUAAGGUAACAGUCAGCCAUUUUUUCCAUUUUAUUUUGUGUGCAGUUUCACCCCCUGUAUUUAUUUAAAACCUUAUUAGGUCAUUAAUGAUGUACAUUGAAAAUACAUUUUAUUCAGAAAUCUUAAUAACUGUCAAAAGCUCUAAUGAAGAUAGGUUGCAAACAGAUUUUGUUUACGCAGAGGAAAAAUCAUUAAUCUUAUUUGGCACAAAACAGGUUUGUGAUGAGUCACAAAUCUUUCCUGAUUUACCUCCUUACUGACAAUCUGGGGUAAAAUCAGCCUGAUUACUUAUGCAGGUAGGUGCAUCCUAAUUGACUGUUGUUGCUGAGUUGAGUUGAAACUCGUCCUCCCUUCAGAGUUUCUAGAGCCUCUCAAUCAUCUUGUUAAAAUUUAUUGCAUGCUUUUAAAAUUCAUGGUUAUGAGUGUUUGCGGGGGAGGGCUGGGGUUUUUUCCCUCUGCUUAGACCCUUCAGUUUGUAUGCACAUUGAUUUUAGAUGUCAGUGAACAUGAAUGUAGUAUCUAUUGAGAUAAAAUGUUUUUUCACAAUCUCAAGUAAACCUUACCUUUUUUUAGAAUGAUUGUUUUUACUGUCUACUGAAAAAAUAAUUUGCUUAUUGGCCAGGACCUCCUUCUGCCUAAGAAAUAUCCUUCCACCGGAGACAUUCUUUCUGAUUGAAAACACUUCAGUAAAAACUACUUAGAUAAAAAAAAAAGAUAUAACGCACGUCAGUCUUUGGUACUGAGUAAAGUUUUAUCACUGUAUCUGAAAACUGGUGAUGUUCAAAGAAAGAAAAUCAAUUCAGUCGGCCUGCCAAACUCCUGUGGCAGGAUACUGGCAGCAAACAAUUGCCUCCCCCAGCCUGUCUCCUUUCAGCUGACUGAAACAGAUGCUCUGUGCUUUCAGGCUCAUUUGUUUCCUUGCUGUUAUAUUAUUUUUUCCCCCAGAGGUAAACGUUGCCAACCUCGUUCUUCUAUAUCUGAUGAUACAACUAGUGUAAUACAUGCCUUGCUACAUCUGAUCCUUGCUGUUUCCCAGACUCCCUUGUUUAUGAUUUUCUCUUGUAAUGCUUCUUAAUGUUUCUUAGAUUCUCCUAGAUAUCUCCAAGAGAUAACUCUAUAAAUCCAGACUUUGAUUAAGUGUAGUUGUAGAAAUACAAGCCAUGAGACACGUUUUGGGCUCCCUGUGUUCUUUAAGCACCAGUUCAAGUAGUACCUUUUGUCUCCGAGGGAUAAAUCUGUUACCUGCCUGUAUAAGUACACAGUUAUAUCUCCCCUCUUCAAAAAUACAGCCUUUUUCUGGUUUUACUUUUAAUUCGCUCUCCGGCUUCCCAUCUGCUGCAAUCUCGCGUCCCAGAUGUUGAAAACCUGCCAGUUGCUCAGCUGGGUUUCAAGACCUGAAUCAGAAUUGUUGGCAUUCUGUUCGUAACGCUGGCUGCGGUUUUCUUCUCUUGGCCUUCUUUGAGUCUCCAUUUGAAGUACGGUCUGUUGUUCUGUGAUGAUCACCGUAUCGUGCACAUUGAAGGUUCUUCCCUCCUUUCCCAGUGACUUUUUGCUUUGCCUUGCGUGUAUCAUCCGUCAGCAUUCCAAAAUGUGGGCUGAAAAGCAUAUUUAGGACACUCUUAUCUAACUUGAAACGCUCUGGGGAGAGAAGAGUUAUUUGCUCUGGCUACUGCUUCUUUCUGCUCAGACAGAUUUGCACCAGUCUUCUAGCCUUUCUUUUCAGGCCAGUCUUUUCUAAGAAAUCCAGCUUUCUCAUGCUCAAUGCAAUCAAAAUCAUUUUAAUACCAGAUGAAAAUGUUCUUCUCUAGUUUUCCUUAAAUAUUCUUAAAGCAAACGUAAUACUUUCUUUUCCUUUAUCUAUUUCUGUCACUGGAAGGCCUUUGGGAUGAAUUGUAAUUAGUAGAAAAGUAUUGGCUUUGUAAUCUACCGUGGAUAAAAAUAAUUUGUAACAUGAUAGAAAUAUGUACUUUAUCACACAAUACCUUAUAAAUUAAUUAGAGGAAAAAACUAUUUAUUUUUAAAGGUCUGUCAAAUCAAACUCUCAAGUAGGUACCAAAAUACUGUAAUUCUGCAGAGCUAGAUGAGCAGGUUUUGUUUUAAUGCUUAAUUUAGUAAUGCCCUUUUUUGCUCACAGCACAUAAUCCAAUCUCCACAGAAUAUUUUCUCUGUAAAUUAAAUGAUACUGACUUGUAUCUCACGCCGUGGGGAAUCAUCCUUAACCAAACAAAAUUACGUGUAAGAGAGAGAAUUCUACAGAUCGGACACAUGGAUAGUUGAUAAAUGUAUUAUAAUGAGGGCAGACAAAGGUGUUUUAUUUCUUUGUGGUUUGUUUUUUGUUUGGUUGGUUUUGGUUUUUUUUAAGAAAAAAGAAUAAUGAUGAAAAUUGAUAAUUUUCUAUCAAUUUUUCAUGUAUAUUGCAGACAAGAUAAAUAUAGCAAAAUGAACAUAGAAUGAUAGUGUAAAUACCUAUGAAUUGUGCCACUGUCAAGUAGGCAACAGUAGAAUAUUUGCUAUGGUAAUUUAUAAUGUAUAAUUCAAGUAAAAUGUUAGAGCAAACAUUUGUGAUGUUUGUAUAUAUAAGCCAAAAUCUAAAAUCUUUCUGGUUUUAGAAAAUGACGUAUUAGUAGAAGCCAGAAGAGUUGCUUAGGUGAAUGCGUUGUCUCUCUUUCUGUUUCCUAUAAUAGAGAUACUCACCAAUGUAACAUGGUUUUUAGAAUGUGAAUUCUAACCAUUUGAACAGACAUGCCUCACAGUCAGAUUUAUUUUGUUCUAAAAUUGAUAUUUACAAGUUGGAUUAUCUGCAACACUUCCCCUGAAUUUGCUUAUAAUGCCCUAUAGCUUCAUGUGGUAAACAAUUAGUAUUAAAAAUGCCAUUCUUGAAAUUUCAAAAUGCACUUCAAUUGCACAGCUAAAGGUAAAGGAAUUCCUCAUUUAAAAAAAACAUGUUGAUAUUGUCAUCUUUAGAAUAUUCUCAGAAACAGAACAUUUCUGUUUGCCUUUUGCUUUUUCACUGCUGUUUGUGUCUUGUUUCCACAUAGGAAAAUACCUAAUUUUCAAAGGCAACACAGUUUCAUUUUUUUUUUUUUCAGUGCACUGGGGACAAAAA
Messenger RNA from Chroicocephalus ridibundus (black-headed gull), 7992 nucleotides. It is a transcript of the gene BMPR2, whose product is annotated as bone morphogenetic protein receptor type 2. The coding region runs from base 916 to 4041 and encodes 1041 amino acids. Gene Ontology annotation, cellular component: plasma membrane; signaling receptor complex. The transcript is spliced from 13 exons. The record is from RefSeq and is a predicted model, not a curated record. NCBI's taxonomy places the organism in Eukaryota, Metazoa, Chordata, Aves, Charadriiformes, Laridae. Gene Ontology annotation, biological process: protein phosphorylation; blood vessel development; BMP signaling pathway. Gene Ontology annotation, molecular function: transforming growth factor beta receptor activity; ATP binding.